UAUACAAGACUUUUAUGAAACAUAUUGCAUCUUGACUCGUCAGACGAUAAACACUGAGCGGUUUAUCAAGAGUGAAAAACUGUAAACUUUCAGUUUAAAAAAAAAAAGCUGAUCAUGCGUUUACACGGGUCAAUGGGCCUAUUGGAAACUGCUCUGUUGGUUCUGCUGGCACUCUGUCAACAAUGUGUCUCAGCUGACAGUGACAUUUUGGCUCCUCCAGAGGUCUCUCUGCACAAUGGCACCAUGUAUGCAGCCUGCAAAAUGAGACCCAGCACCUCACUACCUGAGGGUCUGCCCAAAGUGUACGGCCAGGUGCUGUUUAAACAGGAUUAUCCUCAUGGAAAACUCAAAGUCCUCCUCCGGUUGAGUGGCUUCCCCAGAGAGGGCAAUCCAGAGCUCAGAGCAGUGCACAUCCAUCAGUAUGGAGACCUGAGCCGGGGAUGUGACUCCACUGGUGGUCACUACAAUCCAUACGGUGUGCAUCAUCCAAACCACCCGGGAGACUUUGGGAACUUUGAGCCCCAGCAAAGAAAAAUCAAUGCGUUGAUAGAAUCUGAGGCAACACUGUUCGAUAGGCUCUCUGUGAUUGGAAGAGCAGUGGUGGUCCAUGAAAAGUUUGAUGACUUAGGACGUGGUGGAGACGCUGGGAGCUUGCUGCAUGGAAAUGCAGGCCGGAGGCUUAGCUGCUGCAUUAUUGGGAUUUCCUCUCCCAAUCUCUGGAAUAUGCACCACAAACAGAAUAACAGGCAGCUGGGGAGAAAUUAAUCCUAGAGUAGU
This is a messenger RNA of Toxotes jaculatrix (banded archerfish), 777 nucleotides long. RefSeq names its product extracellular superoxide dismutase [Cu-Zn]-like. Gene Ontology annotation, molecular function: copper ion binding; superoxide dismutase activity. The transcript has 2 exons. Gene Ontology annotation, biological process: removal of superoxide radicals. The record is from RefSeq and is a predicted model, not a curated record. NCBI's taxonomy places the organism in Eukaryota, Metazoa, Chordata, Actinopteri, Toxotidae. Bases 115 to 765 code for a protein of 216 amino acids.